Penicillium antarcticum is the source of this 1719-nucleotide messenger RNA. RefSeq names its product CAIB/BAIF family enzyme. The coding region runs from base 1 to 1719 and encodes 572 amino acids. Lineage: Eukaryota; Fungi; Ascomycota; Eurotiomycetes; Eurotiales; Aspergillaceae. The record is from RefSeq and is a predicted model, not a curated record. The transcript is spliced from 4 exons. Gene Ontology annotation, molecular function: catalytic activity.
AUGACCGGCACCAGGUAUUCCCCGGUCCUUGAGACCAGUCGCAUCUUCUCCGAUCUUUGUGAACAGGCAGAGCGCUUUGACUUGCCUCCGGAGGUGCUCGCAAACAAGGAUCGCGUGUCUUUCUCCACCAGUCAUAAUGAGAUCUACUUCCCCAUUCCAUUCAAAGAAACCGAGACCCUUGCCGCACUGAAGGGUAUCGAAGGCUCCGUCGCAGCCGCUAUUGCGGAUCUCCGCUUUGGCGCUGGAUCAUCGCCUCGCGGCGUUCAGGUCAGCCUUGAAGGUGCAACUGCCUUCGGAUGCCAAGCAUACAUGGCCAAAGUGGCUGGUCUGUCUAAGUUGGACCCCAAUGUGAAGUCGAAGCUCAAGAACACCGAUCUUCUGUCUGCACAGUCUAAUGGUUACCGCCGCAUGUCGGCUAACCUCUACAAGACCAAGAACCCGGACGAAUUCUUUCAUAUUCACGGUUCUCUGGAGGCUACGACUACUUUGAACAUGAUUGGGCUAGAAGGGGAGCGUCCAGAUUUAACUGACUACGAAGAGAUCAUCAAGGUCAUUGAAGAGAAGGUGCAGAAAUACACUACCUCUGAGCUUGAGGUGAUGAACAAGGAGAGACGCCAGGCUGGUGUGACUGCCUACAAACACGAAGACUUCAUCAAGACUCCCCACGGAAAACUCAAUGUGCAAGAGCCCGCAUGGAAGGUCAGCCGUCUGCCAGGCAACCUCCCCCCAACUCCAUUCCAAGCUGCUCCCAGCGACAACAAGAAGAUUCUCAAGGGCGUCAAAGUGCUGGAGAUGUGCCGUAUCAUCGCAGGCCCCACUGUUACCCGUAUUCUCGCUGAAUACGGCGCCGAUGUGUUGAAGAUUACCAGCCCCAGCCUUUCAGAUGUACCCUUCUUCCAGGUUGACGGUAACAUGGGCAAGCAUGCCGCAGACCUUGAUCUGAAGGCCGAGGCCGGACGCAAAGAGUUCGAGAAGCUUCUUGAUGAUGUCGACGUUAUUGUGGAUGGUUACCGCCCCGGGGCCCUGGACAAGCUCGGAUACGGGGCAGAGGCAAUGGCAGCUUUGGCCGAGAAGCGCGGCAAGGGUAUCAUCUAUGUGAACGAGAACUGCUUCGGAUACGAAGGCGAGUGGGCCGGCCGGGCUGGAUGGCAGCAGAUUGCCGACUGUGUCACCGGUAUCGCCUGGGCACAAGGCAAAUUCAUGGGACUCUCCACCCCCGUUGUUCCCCCCUUCCCAAUCUCCGACUACGGAACCGGCUGCAUGGGCGCCAUCGCCGCCCUGACCGGUCUCUACCACCGCGCCAAGACCGGCGGUUCAUUCCACGGAAAGGCCUCCCUGAUGCACUACGACCUUCUCCUCUUCGCCAUGGGCCAGUAUCCCGAAGAUGUGCAAGAGGAGCUGCGCUCAGUGCAGUCGGCUGAUUUCUUCAAGCUGCGCCACUGUGAUAGCGUUGACCGUAUUUCUUCGACUGUGUUGAAGAGCAUGCAUGAGCGUUUCCCUCACUUGUACCUGCCUGCUGGACCUGAGUCGGAGGGUCGCAAGCCUCUUACUGAGUUGUGGUCUUCUGGUGCUUAUGGUGCUGAUGUUGAGGUUGUCAAGCCUGUUGCUGUUAUUGGAGGCGUGGAUAAUCAGUUUGUCCGCUCUAGUCGUCCUAAUGGCAGUGACCGUGCUGUCUGGGAGGACUUUAAUGUUGCUGAGGGAGAUGUUAGGAAAGCAUAG